AUGGUUGGCUCUGAAAAUGUGGUUCAUUUAGUGACUGAUAAUGCACCUAACUACAAGGGUUCAGGUAGAUUACUUGCGGAGAGAUACCCAAAUAUUUCUUGGUCUCCAUGUGCAGCUCAUUGCAUGAACUUAAUAUUGGAGGAUGUGGGAAACAUGCCUAAUGUUAAAGAGUUAGUUUCUGCUGUCUCAAAGGUAACUAUCUUUGUCUACAAUCAUAAGUCCACUUUAAAUUUUUUGAGGAAGAGGCAAGGUUGGAGGGAAAUCAUUCGUCCAGGAGAAACCCGCUUUGCUACCACUUUUAUAGCCCUUCAGAGUGCAUAUGCACAUAAAGACGACUUACAAGCUUUGGUAGUAGAUCAAGAGUUCAGGCAGUUUCUGAAAACAGAGAAAGCAAGAUAUGUCAAGGCUGUUGUUUUGGAUGAAAACAUGUGGGAGCAUUGUUUGUUGAUCGUAAGGAUUAUGGCUCCAAUGAUACGCUUGUUGCGUGUUUGUGAUACUGAUGAGAAGCCAUCAUUACCAUAUGUCUAUGAAGGAAUGUAUCGAGCACGUUUAGGCAUCAAGAAGAUAUUUGGAAAAAAGAAGGAAUUGUAUAAGCCUUAUACAAGGAUCAUAAAGAACAGGUGGGAUAGAAUGUUGCGCCAUGAUCUUCAUGCUGCAGCAUACUUCUUCAAUCCAGCUUUCAUGUAUGAUCAAAAGAACUUUUCAAAAAAGCCUGAGAUAUUGAAAGCGAUGUUAAAUUUGAUGGAAAACCCAAAAGGGUCUGACAGAACAAAGAUCUUUGAGGGGAUGACAAUGUAUAGAGAACGUGAGAAAAGCUUCUCACAUUCAUCAGCUUUAAGUUGUUCGAAAACCACUCGUCCUGAAGCUAGCAAUUCUAAUUCUUAG
Molecule: messenger RNA, 885 nt
Organism: Brassica oleracea var. oleracea
Lineage: Eukaryota; Viridiplantae; Streptophyta; Magnoliopsida; Brassicales; Brassicaceae
Exons: 2
Coding region: 1-885 (294 amino acids)
Source: RefSeq, a predicted model, not a curated record